AGGCCGCGUUUGGAAGAAAGGAUUAGGAAGGGAAAAUCAAAACGUAUUAAAGAAAACGGAGUUGGAUUCCUUCUCAAUUCUCCUCCGAAAACAAAAUAAUGUCAGCAUACCGAUGGAAAAGCUUCGAGGAGAACGAGGAUCGGCCCUCGAAGCCUCGCCGUUUUGGCGUCACCGAGAUGCGAAGCCCCCACUACAGUCUCUUCUCUCACAACGUUCUUCAGGAUAUAUUUGAAUCUAUGGGAGAAUUUGUUGAUGGGUUGAAGUUUUCUGGAGGGUCUCACAGCUUGAUGCCGAAGGCUUCUAUGAAACAAGUGAUUGACAUGGCCCAUCAGCAUGAUGUUUAUGUUAGCACCGGUGAUUGGGCCGAGCAUAUGAUUCGCAAAGGCCCAUCUGGUUUCAAAGAAUAUGUGCAGGAAUGUAAGGAUUUGGGGUUUGACACAAUUGAGCUGAAUGUGGGAUCGCUUGGAAUUCCUGAAGAAACCCUUUUGAGAUUUGUUCGGUUGGUCAAAAGUGGUGGUCUGAAAGCUAAGCCUCAUUUUGAAGUGAAGAUUAACGAGUCUGAUAUUCCCCAAAGGGGUGAUAGAGCUUAUGGGGCUUAUAUUCCCCCAGCGCCUAGAUCAUUUGAAUUUGUAGAAGAUGUGGAUCUCUUGAUCAGAAGGGCUGAGAGAUGUUUAGAAGCGGGUGCAGACAUGAUAAUGAUUGAUGCUGAUGAUGUCAGCAAACAUGCAGAUAAUAUGCGCGCCGAUAUUAUUGCUAAGAUCAUUGGGCGGCUUGGUCUUGAGAAGACUAUGUUUGAAGCAUCAAACCAAAGAACAUCCGAAUGGUUUAUCAAACAAUAUGGUCCAAAGGUGAACCUCUUUAUUGAUCAUUCGCAUGUGGUGGAUGUGGAAUGUCUCAGGGGACGAAACUUGGGUAAAAAUCAUGCUUCUGUCCUCGGUUCUUCAUAUUUCCUGUUCUGA
Messenger RNA from Abrus precatorius (Indian licorice), 959 nucleotides. RefSeq names its product protein HEAT-STRESS-ASSOCIATED 32. The transcript is spliced from 5 exons. Lineage: Eukaryota; Viridiplantae; Streptophyta; Magnoliopsida; Fabales; Fabaceae. The coding region runs from base 99 to 959 and encodes 286 amino acids. The record is from RefSeq and is a predicted model, not a curated record.